CCACUACUUGGCGUGACCAGGUAUCUAGCAUCUGGCCACAAUUGUCCACAAUUGUCCACAAUUGUCCACAAUUGCCAACAACAGAACCUUCCUCAUCCAUUAGAACUUAGCUCCAUUCAUUCAAACUAUACCUCCUGCAAAUACAGGGACUGUCUGAACUUCCUCUUCUCAAUUAAAACACACCCAACAGCUUGA
Messenger RNA from Pichia membranifaciens NRRL Y-2026, 195 nucleotides. RefSeq lists its product as hypothetical. NCBI's taxonomy places the organism in Eukaryota, Fungi, Ascomycota, Pichiomycetes, Pichiales, Pichiaceae. The record is from RefSeq and is a predicted model, not a curated record. The annotation marks the transcript as partial. The transcript has a single exon.